Molecule: messenger RNA, 1119 nt
Organism: Venustampulla echinocandica
Lineage: Eukaryota; Fungi; Ascomycota; Leotiomycetes; Helotiales; Pleuroascaceae
Exons: 3
Coding region: 1-1119 (372 amino acids)
Source: RefSeq, a predicted model, not a curated record
AUGGCUUUAACAUCGCCCACGGACCAAGCGAUCGCGAUCGUAGCUACACUCAAAUUCCAUCAGAUUUUCACAAUACCAGCAACAGACACACAUGCGCAACUGAAAGUUACUUAUGCCAUUAUUGGGCCGCCGAUUGGAACCGAUGUCCCAACGAUUUUGUUCUGUUCUGGCAUGUUUGCGUCUAGGCAGAUAGGAAUAUCGUGGAAUCAUCUGGCGGAGAAAUAUGGGGUAAGGGUAAUUUUCGUCGAUAGACCUGGACUCGGAGGCUCGACACCUGUUCCACUUUCUCAACGCAUCUCUGUUUUCCUCGAAACCGUUCCCCUCCUCCUUGAACACCUUCAGAUAUCCCAUGUAUCUCUCGCAAGCCAUAGCGCCGGCACCAUCUAUGCCUUAAACAUCCUCAUCCGCUACCCUUCCAUUCUUCCUCCAAAGAACCCAAGCCUAACUUUCUUCUGCCCGUGGGUCCACCACUCCCACUCAGGAAUAGUCUCGCUGCAGUUGGCCUCGCUCCUUCCCAACGCCCUCUUCAAUACAUUAGAUGGUUUCAUUGGCUUCGGACUCAACAGUGCGAAACCUAGCCUCUCCGCAUCAAGUAACUCUCUGUUAUCACUAGCCUCGCUCUUUAAAUCUCAGAAAGCGACCGAGAAGACAAUGAUGCAAAAGGCCGAGGCAGAGAGGUUAUGCUUGGACACAUUUGGGGUAGGUCUGGAUGUUAAGGCAGAGAUUGAUAGACUGGUGUUUCAAUAUGUGUUUGCCGAGACUACAAAGGGUUCAAACGACGAGGCAAGGUUGUGCUUGAAAAAUGUCGAAGAUAGUUGUGGGUGGGUUGCUUGUGAGGAUUAUAUGGAGGUGGUUGAGGACCUUGCACAACUUUGGGAAGAGAGGGUUGGAGAAGGGGCAGAAAAACUGCGAGUGAAGGUCCUUUUUGGGGCGGAGGAUGGGAGAAUCGGGGAUAAAGGAAAGAAGUAUUUUGAGGGUUGUUGGGCAGAGGAAAGGUGCGGAAAAGGUAUUGAGGUGGAAUGUAUCACUACAGUGGGGACGGACCACGACACCACUAUAGAUCCGACGAAGGGCUAUGUUGGUAGCAUGCUUGCUGCGGCGAAAGAAUCAAGAUCUUAG